UGGCUUUGGAAGCUGAAUAACUCCACAAACGGCGUUUCCGCUGCGAAUAUACGCGUUGGUCAUUGCUCUACUCUGGCAUAUCUACUAGCGCCUCUAAUAUCACGGUUCCAGUUCCUUCAUUACACGCGUUGUUUGCUUGUUGUCUUGGCCGCCUCCUUCCAGCACCCCCAACUUGGCACCCUCCGCGCUUGCCUUGCUCGCGCAUUCGUCUCCGACGCCUGAUUACGAACGUACGCUACGAUUUGACCGAUUGGCCCUUUUUGAAUUGUUGGUAUACUGCCUUUGAAUCAGCUCGUCGUUUUGUUCCUCAUGUCCCGUUUAUGCGCGGCCAGAUGAUUGUUCGCCCUAGCGGGAAGCUUCUAUAGCCUCAACUUCCCAUUCAAACAUCGCGAAACCUUGGUAGAUCCGUGAAACACAAUCGCUCAAACUGGCGACUACGGCGACCUACACCAUGCCGGCGACCGUGCUGCCGGCCAUCGACGAUCCAGAUACUAGACCGCCAGCAGAUAUGGUGGACAGUGAUCAGGAUGCAGAAGGGGAAGAGGAAACCGACCUCUAUGAGAUGGACCAGCAGCUACAGAAUGCAGUUCAUCGGGCAUACUCUGGGGAGAACGCCGAGGGGGAUCAGGAUGCCGAUUACGACGAAGACGAAGAUGCAGAGGGGGAGCCGGAUACGGAGCUGAACAUCAACGGGGAUAAUGAUGAUGCGGAACCGGUUGGUGCCGUCAAGGUGCCUGACACAGCCGGCUCUCUUGAGAACGAUGAUACUGCUUCUGCGGCUGCCGAUGCAGAAGAUGAUCCGGCGUUUGAGAAUCCAAGUGACAGCGAUGCACCCGCUGCCUCUCCAAGCAGUUCAGAGUCGGAGGCCGAUGAGGAGUGGGAGGCGGAGAGUAAUAGCCGGGAGGAUGCGGAGGUGGAUACCACUGUCCGCGGCAAUUGCAUCUUUUGCGGUCAAGACGAGGAUAAUGAUCCUAGCGAGGAGUUUGAAGAGUAUUUAACCUGCGCCGUCUGUGGUGACCAUUCUCAUCGACAAUGUGCGCGCGAACAAGAUGCACUCGGCGAGACACAAGAUGCCGGUCCAUGGAGAUGCCCUACUUGCGUUCAGGAGAAAUUGCAGCCAAGUACUGAGCAGAAUGGUACAACCCCGCGACAACAUCGUCAAAAGAAGAUGCGCAGAGAACUUUUACCGGCGCACACUGGAGAGAAAGAUUCUGGUUUCCACUCAAUUUUCAGCACCGUGGACGUCAGCGAUGAGCUCUUGACCAGCUCCAGAUCAUUGCGGAAAAGGAAAGCCUCGUCGACCGACGUGGGAGAACCCACACCCGGACUUCGAAAAUUGCGACGGCAGUCAUCAAUGCGAUCCGCUCGAGCUGAGUCCCGAGACCAGGGCUUUGGAAAUACAGACGGCCAAUCCCCGGUGCGUACCCGUUCUCGGCGAACGCGCGGCGAGGAAAAGGAUACCUGCCGCGUGGUUUUGAGGCAAUUUGGGCGACUGGUCCUCGCUUUUCGACUCAAUGAAAACAAAGUGUCCAAGAUCCUCAACUCUCGGAGCCGGUCACAACUCAGAGGCAGAAGAACGCCUAAACCGCCACCAGCGGUACAAGAACCUCUAUCCCAUUUUGCUCCCAUUACACCUGCACCCUACAUCUCCCCUUUUUACUCAUUCAACGACCGCGAAACAGACGAAUCAAAGUCAAAGCCAUACGGCGGCAUUCUGUCGGAAGCGGAUGCGGACACCUCAAGGACCCUGCCAACACCCGCAGAUCGCGAAAGGUUCGAGAUCGCGCGGCAAAAGGCUGAAGAGGAAUGGCAAAGGAAGCUUUUGGAAGCUGAAAGUAGCGGAGAAGCCGUCCCGCACGCUUCCCAGAAGCUUUCUGGUCCUCCGUCCCGGAUUAAGUACAUUAACUUUGGCGGAUACGAGAUUGAGACCUGGUAUGCAGCUCCUUAUCCCGAAGAAUAUAGUCGCAACCGGGUGCUCUAUAUAUGCGAGUUUUGCUUGAAAUAUAUGAAUUCAGACUAUGUCGCCUGGCGGCACAAGCUGAAAUGCCCGGCAAAGCAUCCGCCGGGAGAUGAAAUCUACCGUGAUGGUUCCAUCUCAAUAUUCGAGGUCGACGGGCGAAAGAACCCCGUCUACUGCCAGAAUCUUUGCUUGCUCGCUAAAUUGUUCUUGGGAUCCAAAACGCUCUACUACGAUGUGGAGCCGUUCCUGUUUUAUGUCAUGACUGAAUUCGACGAUCUGGGCUGCCACUUUGUCGGCUAUUUCAGCAAGGAGAAACGGCCCAGCUCGGCAAACAAUGUUUCGUGCAUCCUCACACUCCCCAUCCAUCAAAGGAAAGGCUACGGAAAUUUGCUUAUCGACUUCUCAUACUUGCUCACUCGUAUUGAAGGUAAGACUGGCUCGCCAGAGAAACCUCUUUCCGACAUGGGCCUGGUAUCCUAUCGCAACUACUGGCGAUUGAUACUGUCGUAUCAAUUACGAAACCAGAAGACUCCUAUCAGCAUCGCGGAGCUCUCAGAGCGAACAGGCAUGACUGCCGAUGAUGUGGUCUCUGGUUUGGAAGGGUUACGCGCCCUUGUAAGGGAUCCAAUUACCAAAACCUAUGCUUUGCGACUCGACUGCAAGUAUUUUGAGGAGUGUAUUCGGAACUGGGAGGAGAAAGGCUACGUUCAGCUGAACCCGGAUGCUUUGGUCUGGACACCAUACAUCAUGGGUCGUAGCAAUCAGUCACAAUUUGACCGGGCUCCAUUGCACACCGUUGCACAGAGAGAAGACCCGGAAGAGGAGGAAGGCGAAGAAGUCAAGAAGGCCGAUGGUGCGGUCAUUCCAACGGCCAGCUGGGCGGGGCGCGCCGAUUCUGGGGGUCGUUCGACUGUGGCCGCUGGGCCCCCUUCAACCGCGCUCUCUAACACCAGCGGUUUCCAUCACCAAACGACUGCUACAGCAAGUUCGAGUACUUCUGCUCCCUCCGACCCCGCCGCGGGCAUUCCCCUUCCCGCUCCUGUAUUCAAACGAAAACCUGGACGACCCUUUGGCAGUAAGAGCGUGUUCAAGGCGGGCGGGACCCCGACAAGUGCCCGGACGAGCGGUCGCGGUACUCCCCGCAGAACCUCAAUGUUGGCCUCGGCGGCGACGCCUACUUCGAAUCCAGGUAGUGUUCGGCGAGGUCGGAGCGCCAAGCUGAUGGACUCCCCUGCUCCAGAGCCGUCCUGCGCGAAGACCAAUGGACUUGUAAAUGGCGAGCAGCAUUUGCAGGAUGGAUCCGAAGAAGUGCAAGACACAGAACCCCAGGAUGCUGCAACGUACGAGCCAGAAGCAGGCACCCCUAAUCACAUUCUCAACGGAACUCGUAGUUCGGGCGCCGUUGUAGCCAAGGCAAAUGCCGAUGUCUCUCUUUCCGACGGCCCGAUUACACCCAAGGGAAGGGGAGCCGAGAACAGAGGAAAACUAUCGCGGUCAGCGAGCCGAAAAUCGGUCGUGGAGAUGCUCCCAGAUGAUGACGCGCCUCAGGAAAACAACAUUGCUGAUACGGACGCCGAUGGCGACGCUGUCAUGCAAAAACAUGACAAUUCUUGAAACCCAGAUAGUAAACGGGAGGGCAAAACACAAGCGCUGAGAACAUUCGGUAUAUGAAGGCGCUUGACGACGCAUUUGCAUUUGGGCGUUAAUCUGAGUUCAUGCAGGAGGGUUCCUCGCCUCAAUUACUUGUUUUUCCUUAUUCCUUUUUAUGUAUCCUCAUCAAGCAAGGAGUAGGCUGAGCAUUUGGCGUUUCGGUCAUCACUUCGUUCGAAUUCAUUCACAGCGCUGUUUUGGCACGUCAUGCGCUGGUUUGUUGCCCUAUCUAAUUCAGCUAUCGCUGUCCUUUUUCGUUGCUGCAUGGCUUCUGAAUGUCUGUCGAGGAGAUUCUGUUCUAGAGGACGUAUUUAUAGGUUCGGUUCUCCAUGAUGGCAGCUUUGGGUGGUUCUCUGCCCCGCCUGCAUUUGUGUAGCAUAUACCAACGAAGC
Molecule: messenger RNA, 4002 nt
Organism: Aspergillus novofumigatus IBT 16806
Lineage: Eukaryota; Fungi; Ascomycota; Eurotiomycetes; Eurotiales; Aspergillaceae
Product: putative histone acetyltransferase
Exons: 5
Coding region: 452-3574 (1040 amino acids)
Biological process (GO): regulation of DNA-templated transcription
Molecular function (GO): histone acetyltransferase activity
Source: RefSeq, a predicted model, not a curated record